Podarcis lilfordi (Lilford's wall lizard) is the source of this 8678-nucleotide messenger RNA. Lineage: Eukaryota; Metazoa; Chordata; Lepidosauria; Squamata; Lacertidae. The record is from the annotation of a GenBank genome assembly.
AGGAGCGGCUUCCUCGCAUAGGGCGGCGUUCAAAGGGGACCCGGAAACGAGGGUCCUUUAAAACGAAUAGACUUGGGGUGGCCGAGUUUGUCCGCUCCGCCCCCCCCCCGCGCCGAUACCCUAACGGAGUCUCGUGCUUAUUACGUCAUCAAAAAGGCGCCCAGGCGUGAGGCGUCCUAGAGGGAAGUCGACGUUCGGGACCACAGGAGGGGGAGUCGGCUCCAGAGGAAGCGAGGGCGAUGGUUUGGCCCGACUGAGCGGCUUCUCUGGGCUGCAGGGAGUCCCUCAGUUCCUACCUUCGGAGGUGUGCGGCGGCGUCCUUAACCCUUCGCAUCCCCAGUGGGUGCUUCGGCCCCUCCUGCUUCCGGGUUUACUUGGAGUAGAGACCAGUCGCCCCAUCUCUUAAAAGCCCUUCAGGCGCAGUAGCCCUGCAGAGCGCGUCCCCCUCAAGUCUUCAUUCCCAUCGAAAACCCUGCGAGGGACUUGACAUCUGAGGAAGCAAGACCUAAUCGAGCCGUCAAUUCCACCUCGUGACAGCCUUGUCAAGUCUGCUGUCCAAUGAAGCAGAGAUUAAUGAAGCCCGCCUAUCGCUUCCAGGGGUAGGGUUCAGACUUUUAACUACUCACUUAAAACUGCUGAAAUAUGUAACAAAAUCAAGCCAUUCGAUUUACCCAUGAUAUUGCCAAACGGUACUGCUCGUAGCUUUGAAUGGACUUUGUUAACAGAUCAGUUGCAUACUAUUUGUGGCGCAAAUGGGGGUGAAUAUUUACUUGCCGCAUGCUCUCAUGUCGUCUUCAUGAAGCUGUGGAAAAAGUUCUGCUUGGUGGAUGACGUCCAAUUUCCCACAGUGGUCACCCAGAUGUCUAUAGGAAUCCAACCACAGAGCAUAAGUGUAGUUUCCCAGCAACUAGAAUUUAGAGGCAUGCUUAUAGCAAUUUUGACUACUUCCAUGAGUUUGUCUAAUUCAUUUUUAAAGCCAACUAAGUUGGUGACCAUCAGCAAUUUUAAGAGCAUAGCAAUAUGUUGUGUGCGGAAAUAUUUCCUUUCUACCACUCGGCUUCAUUGAACAACUCAAGGUUCCAGAACAGGGUUUUUUGAAACUUGGCAAGCUUCUAGGGACUGCAUGCUAACAGUGGGCAUGGUCACCCAAAGUCUGCAGGCAUACUAUGCAUAUGAAUAGGUCAAAACACAAUCCCUCUUCAGGGUGGAGAGAUUACUGUGAUCAUCACCCUGAUCUCUCCCCCGCUCAGCUGAAACAGAGGCCAUCACCUUUCCCAACAGAAUGUUAGGGAAACCAAGCUGACCUACCAGGCCCCAUCUCAAAGGGAGCAAAGGCAGGGUUGGACAGAACAGAAUCUCCAGUGUUGGCUGAGCUCUCUGAUGUUCUCCAAGCAGUGACACUGCUGUCUAUUCAUUUCAGAAGAUUCCGUCCAUGUCUUAAUUUAGACUGCUGAGAACACUGGAAGUUGCCAACCAUUGAACAUUCCCUGUUGACUGGAUAGGUUUGUGGUUUUUUAAAAAGUUUUUAUAUUGCCACUGCUGCUCAUAAAAGCAGGAAAAAGAGGACUUGCAGAGAAUGCUGGACGCUGGUUUGUGUGGGUGGAUGUUUAUGUUGCUGCCACCAAUAAAAACAGGAGAUUGAUGGGCUGUUCAGAAUGGAUUGGUGCAUCACUGGUUCCCCACCCCUGUUCUAGUAUUAUGGGAGGGAGAAAAACUUCCCUCUAUCCACUUUCUUUAUGCUCUUCAUAAUUUCAUAAGCUUUCAUCACAUCCCCACCACUUGCCUUCUUUCUAAACUAAGAAGCCCAAAUCUUUCCUCAUACCACCAUGGUGAAAAGAAUGAAAAACUGGUUUGUUACCUUUCUGCUCCUAGAUGUUGCUGCAGCCAGAAUUGUAGUUGGCUUGCUGGGGAUCAGGAUUCUCACUUGGAGGUGUCUGGACAGGAUAGAUGCCUAUCUCCUGCCUGCUUUCCUGACCACUUUCUGGAAUGAUAGUUGGUCUGGGUGGUUAAGCAUGUAAAUAUAUAUUUUUUAAAAAACAAAGUCUUUGCUGUCUAUAAUUUUGUACAUGACUAUAGUUUAUAAAAUGGUGUGUUAAUUAGCUUAGUUAAAGUUAACUAAUUUUUUCUUUUUCUUUUUGAUCUCUAGAAAAAAAUGAGUGGAGGGUUAGCACCAAGCAAAAGCACAGUUUACGUGUCCAAUUUGCCCUUCUCUUUGACAAACAGUGACUUAUACAGAGUAAGCAUGAAUACUUUGAAAUUAUGUAUGAAUUUUAAGUAUGAUAUAUAAAGCCUUAGGCAGCUCAGGACUACAGUACCUCAAGGACUGCCUCUACCCAUAUGAACUGGCCAGGACCCUGUGAUCAUCAUCUGAAGCCGUUCUUUGUGUGCCUCCUCUGCAAGAGGUCCAGACUGUGGCAACACGAGAACAGGGCUUUUCUGCAGUGGUUCCCCAUUUGUGGAAUGCUCUCCCCAAGGAUGCUUGCCUGGCUCCUUCAUUACAUAUCUUUAGGCAUUUCUCUAUAAUGAAGCCUUCGGCCAAUUAAACAAUCUGUGGCAUUUUAAAUGUAUUUGUGGGAGGGGGGUUAUUGAUUCGUUUUUGUUUUUCAUGUAUUUUGUCUUUGCAUUUUGUAUUUUUAUGUUGUGAGCCACCCUGUGGAUCUUUCGAUGAAGGGUGGUAUAGAGAUUUAAUAAAUAAAUAUCAAGUUUUAGCUACUUUGUGCAUAGCCGUAGGUUGCAUGUUACAUUGUUUCUCUUGUCUUACGGAAAAACACUUACCGUAUUUUUCGCCCUAUAGGACACACUUUUUCCCCUCCAAAAAUGAAGGGGAAAUGUGUGUGCGUCCUAGGGGGCGAAUGCAGGCUUUCGCUGAAGCCUGGAGAGCAAGAGGCGUCGGUGCACACCGACCCCUCUCACUCUCCAGGCUUCAGGAAGCUCUGCGCAACCCUCGGGAGACCGGUGCAACUUCGCGCCGGGCUCCCAAGAGCUGCACAGAGCUGCCUGCAGUCCCGGGCUUCGCACCGCUCUCCGCAAACCUGGGGAGACCGGGGCAACUUCCCACCGGGCUCCCUAGGCUUGCGGAUAGCAGGCUGUUCUUGGGGCUGGGGUCGGGGGAAGCUCGGGCUUCCCCCACGCCUGGGGGGGAAAUAAAUUUUUUUCUUUAUUUCCCCCCCCCAAAAAAAACUAGGUGCGUCCUAUGGGGCGGUGCGUCCUAUGGGGCGAAAAAUACGGUAUUUGCAUUCUUGUUACACAUUGCCUUACCUAAACAGCUAAAAUCCCUUUUUAUGUCUUUUUCAGAUUUUUUCCAAAUAUGGCAAAGUGGUUAAGUGAGUAAAGAUUUGACAUAUAUUGCAUAUUUUUAAUUAUGGUUUGUGACAAUUAACAUAUGGAGCUAGUUCACAUGUAACAUUUAGAGUAGCCCGUUUAAAAUUUACAAGCCAGCAGCAUUAUUUCUGAAUGGGAAUGGGAAUUUAUGCAUUCAUGAGCAAUCUGAUAAUGAUUUUUUUUGUCCUGCUAGAGAAACAUGAGCAGUUCUAUUUCUCAUCCAGACAUAUUUUAGAUGGCUAAAAUUCAUUUUUUUUUUACAUAUGGAAACUGUGAUCCUUCAAGCGAUGAUGGACCCUGACUCCCAUUAUCUCUGACCAUUGGCUAUGCUUGCUGGGGCUGAUGGGAGUUCAACAACAUCUGGGGGGGGGGGCACAGAUUUCCUCUCCCUGCUUUAAAGCUUCAGCCAGCUGAUACUAUUGAAGGUGAUACUUCAUAUAACCUGGUCUCAAACCACUUAGGACUUCAAUGAUAUAUGAACUGUUAACAAGCUUUGUAUUGUAAUAAUUGUUACAUAUAAAACGCGUCAAAGAGCAAAUAAUUCAAAAAGUGCAUUUUUAUCCUGAGUGAUAUAUAAACACACUGUUCUUUUGUUCAUAUCAGUAACUUGCUUGUGUUUCAGAGUGACAAUUAUGAAAGACAAAGACACACGAAAGAGCAAAGGGGUUGCUUUUAUUUUGUUCUUGGAUAAAGAAUCAGCACAGAACUGUUCUCGGACGCUUAACAAUAAACAAGUGAGUGACAACAGCAUACAUUGUUAUGAGGAAGCUUUUGAUUUGUUCAGAAAACUUAAGGUUGUAUUUGCUUUUCUUGCCACUUGCAUUUAGCUGUUUGGAAGAGUAAUAAAAGCAAGUAUUGCUAUUGACAAUGGAAGAGCUGCAGAAUUCAUCCGCAGGCGAAACUACUACGACAAAUCAAAGUGCUAUGAAUGUGGAGUGAGUAUAUUUAUAAGGGCUCUAGCAGAAGUAUCUAUUUUUGGUCACGCUCUUAUUCUUAAACCAGUUCAGCUUGAAGCACACUUCUGGAUUACCAACUAUUAAAUUGCUAGAUAAAUUGUUAGAAUUAUUUUCCAGCAUAUAUAUAACUUUCAAAAGUCAACUUGCAGAUGGCAAUUCCUUCUUGCUUUAUCACAAUUCGUAUGCUAAUAUUCACAUGCACUCUAGUUCAUGCUUCUGUUUUUAAGUGUUUGCAAAUACUACACUGUCUCUUCCAAAGAGUAACACAUACCUGAGGUACAGUGGUGCCUCGCAAGACGAAAUUAAUUCGUUCCGCAAGUCUCUUCGUCUUGCGAGUUUUUCGUCUUGCGAUGCACGGUUUCCCAUAGGAAUGCAGUGAAAAUCAAUUAAUGCGUUCCUAGGAAACCGCCUUCAGACCAGGUCCGGGGACAGUCUGUCCCCGGACCUCUUCUGAAGGCUGGGGGGCAAGGGCUUUUCUUCCCACCCCCAGCAUUAAAAAACCCCGGACAGCGGAGAAGUCCUCCGCUGUCCGGGCGAUCUUAAAAUGCUGGCGGGCGGCAUUUUAAAAUCACCCCGGGACAGCGGAGGACUUCUCCGCUGUCCGGGGCAAUUUAAAAGCCCCUGGGAAGGCAGGCAGGGGGGACAAAGACUUUCGCCCUCGCCAGCCUUCAGAAGAGGUCCUGGACCUCUUCUGAAGGCGGGCGGGGGCGAAGUCUUUGCUCCCCGCCUUCAAAGCCCUCCGGGACAGGCAGGCAGGGGGAGCAAAGACUUCGCCCCGCCCGCCUUCAGAAGGUCUUCCCUCCCCCGCCCGGCUCGGAGCACCGUCCGGCCGGGCGGCGGCGGGAGGUCUUCCCUCCCCCGCCCGGCUCGGAGCACCGUCCGGCCGGGCGGCGGCGGAGGUGUUCCCUCCCCGCCCGGCUCGGAGCACCGCCCGGGCCGGGCGGCGGGGGAGGUCUUCCUCCCCACCGCCCGGCUCGGAGCACCGUCCGGGCCGGGCGGCGGGGGAGGUCUUCCUCCCCCCGCCCGGCUCGGAGCACCGCUCCGGCCGGGCGGCGGCGGCAGGUGUUCCCUCCCCCGCCCGGCUCGGAGCACCGCCCGGGCCGGGCGGCGGCGGCAGGUGUCCCUCCCCCGCCCGGCUUCGGAGGAGCCUUCCGAGCCCGGCGGCGGCGGGAGGAGGUGUCCCCGCCCCGCCGCCAGGCUUCGGAGGAGGUCCGAGGACAGUGGGGAAGACGCGCUGCGCUUCCCGCUGUCCCUGAGAUUUCCCUAUGGGCUGUCGUCUUGCGAAGCAAGCCCAUAGGAAAUUGCUUUAUGAAGCGCCUCCAAAACGGAAAACCCUUUCGUCUAGCGGGUUUUCCGUCUUGCGAGGCGUUCGUCUUGCGGGGUACCACUGUAUAGGCCCACUUUCUCAAAAUAUGCAUUUGUGAGGUGGGGAAUGUUAAAGUUCACAGUCCUUCACACUUUUGCUGCUUGAGUAUACUCGUGUGUAGGCACCUUGUUAGAAGCUUUCCAUUUAGCAGAGUUUCUGAAAGCAGUGGUCAGCAAUUGAAGCUACACUUUGAGAAGAAACACUCACAGACACCAUAAAACUCAGUCAAGUGAUUUAUUGCUUGACUGGUCAUAAACGCAUCAUGGUAGCACUAUUUAUAAUCAUUAUAGCAAUAGCUGUAAUGGCAUACUUAAGUUUCAGUUCCUGUUUCUUUUUAGUAACGAUGUAGGCAAACACAGUCUAUAGGCAGUCAUGACGCAUCAGUUUGCAGAUAGCAUUUGGUGGUCAGUCGUCUGCAAAAAGUGAAAAUGAAAGUUCUCCUUUUAUUGGCCCUUCCAGCUGAAGCUGCACGUGCUCAGAGUGCCUUUCCCACUUAUAUACGACUGUUCUGGAAUCUUCUCCCUGUUCCUGGAUGAAUGACUUCCUAACAGGGAAACCCUAGAAUCUCUUUGCACUUCAAGAAUUAAUAAAUAAUUAGUUAGCAUAGUGGUUUGUUUGUAUAUUGAUUCUCAAAGCUGUUGUGCUUUUCUGUGAAUUCUGUUCACAAAUAUGUAUACCUUUUCUCUUAAGGAAACGGGGCAUUUAAGCUAUGCAUGUCCUAAGAACAUGCUAGGGGAGCGUGAGCCACCUAAAAAGAAAGAAAAGAAGAAAAGAAAGAAAGCGAUAGAAGAAGAAGAAGAGGAAGAAGAAGAAAUGUAAGUGCAAGGAGAUGUAUGAAGCAGCUUUCAUUUCCCCAUUUUUUUCUUGUGAGUUUAUAAGAUAUAUUUGGAUGUCUCCCCUCUCCUUUGUUUAUUUCUUUGCUGCUCAGUGAGGGAGAACCAGAAAGUGAAGAGGAGGGAGAAGACCCUGCCCUUGAUAGCCUCAGUCAAGCUAUAGCUUUCCAGGUACUAAAAAUACCUAUUUUGAUUCUAAUUAAAUGUUAGCAUUCUAAUUUUUAAAGGAAAGCUGUAGAGAUUCAGAAUGUACAGGAAGGGAUUGUUCUGCUCGCUUCUGUUCAGUGUCAUAAUUGGUGCUAGUCUCUUUUCCAAAGCUAUGGGACUCCUUCAGGUAGUGAUAAAGCGGGACAUCAAAUCCAAACUCUUCUAUGCUCUCCAGGAUGAUCUGUAGAUGUAGCCAAUGGACAACUGGGGAUUUCUCACGAUUCACAUCAUGAUGCUCAUCUUGUCCCUGGUUAAAUGGCUAGUUACAAGAAAAAACACAAAGAGAAACUAGUUUGGAAAAGUGCCAGCCAUUAAGGUUUAUUGUAGUUCUCAACAUGUUUUGGAACUGAACUUCUUUCUUUGGGAGCAAUCCUGGACUUCCUGAAGCAGAUUUCUUUUCUGAAGUGGCUUUCCCAAAUUUUUCCUCAUGGUGCUUGUGCAAACUGCUUCAGAUAUUUGUGUAAGCCACUACAGAAAGUCUAAGAUAGCUUCUGAAAAAGGAACUUCAGUUCCAUAAUGCCACAAGGUGCAGUAAAACAUACCGUAUUUUUCGCCCUAUAGGACGCACUGGCCCAUAGGACGCACCUCGUUUUAUUGGGGGGGGGGGAAAUGAAUUAAAAAUAUAUAUUUCCCCCGACCCCAGCACCCAGAACAGGCUGCUAGCCGCAAGCCUUGCGAGCCCGGCGGCAACUCCCGCGGGGCUCGCAAGGCUUGCGGACACCUGCGCGAAGCACGGGGCGCCCUCCGGGCUGCAGGCUGCUGCCCGCAAGCCUUGCGAGCCCGCGGGAACUCCCUCCGGGCUUGCAAGGCUUGCGGAUAGCUUCCUGAAGCCUGGAGAGCGAGAGGGAUCGGUGCGCACCGACGCCGCUCACUCUCCAGGCUUCAGCGAAAGCCUGCAUUCGCCCCAUAGGACGCACACCCAUUUCCCCUUCAUUUUUGGAGGGGAAAAAGUGCGUCCUAUAGGGCGAAAAAUACGGUAAUAGCUGGCACUCCUUGAGAACUAGUUUCUCCUUCUUUUCUCUCUCUUUCCCAUUGGAGGUCAACAAUUCUUAUGCAUCACCAGUUGCCCGGGACUAGAGUUUGAUCAAGUGCCCUGACUCUAUCCUAUGGUUUUAAAACCUGACAUUUGGGUGUAAUGGGGUUUUGUUUAGUUCGGUGUGGGUUGCUGUUUUAGAAAACACUGUAUUCUGCUUCGUUGCGUUCCUGGAGAAACCAUUAUCAUUAUAGUGUUAGCAAUAAAGAUUCAGAAGCCAAGAUACAAAUCCCACAUUUCUGUUAAACUGUGUGACUUCAGAACAGUGAUUUCAGUCCAAAUAUCCUGCUAUGCUAGUGAGAGAUGCUUCUUCUCACAUAGAAAGUGGAGUAGCAUCUUCCUUCAUCAUCUCCCGAAAAGCAACUCCAAAUGGCCAAGGGACCAUCUACAGCAGCUCUUCAGGGUGGGAAGUAAGCGGCAGACAUUCAUCAUAUACAAGCAGGAGGCCAUCUGCCUUCAUAGUGGGAUCUAUUUUGUGUUAGUUAUUUACAAUACAUGUCAACAGUAAUUCAUCUUGCACUAAAAAUCUUUCCAUGGCCAGGGAAGUAAUUUUUCUAAUCCUUCCAAAAGGAAGAUUGCAUAAGAGGAAAUGGUUCAGUGUUGCAGGCGAGGCAGUGGCGCAGAUUCAAGCAAUGUAGUACCAAGAAAAGGACUGGCCCGUCAAUAAGUAUAUUUCGCAUUACAUAAUUUCAUGUAACUCUCUGUCUUCAAUUGUCAUGCAGCAAGCCAAAAUUGAGGAAGAGCAGCAAAAAUUGGUGCAGGCAGAAGAAGAGGCCUCAACCUCUGAUUCAAGACGACCGCGGAUCAAAAAAAGUGCAUAUUUUAGUGACGAGGAAGAACUUAGUGAUUGAUUCAUAUACCAUGUACAUUUAUAAAAUGUAGGCUUCUUUUAUUCUACACACGUUUGUGAUGCUAUGAAGACUUCUCUUCUAUUGUAAAUAAAAAUAACAGUAAUUUGAGGA